GUUGCUAUGGUUACGGAAGUGCGCCCGUGAGACGGAGACUUCAGUGGAGACAUGGCUGUGCAGAGCUGGACUCAGAGUUUACAGGCAUCGAGGAAAACAGCUCUGAUACAGGACGGAAAAAGGAAGAUCCACUUCCUCUUCUCAGAUGGAAAAGAAAUGGCUGAGGAGUAUGACUUGAAAACAGAUGAGCUCAUUGUACGAAAGUGGCGUAAUGAAAGCACACUUGGAGCUCAGGGCCCAUGGCAGGUGGAGGUAGGGGAGCCAGCUGCCAGCCCAGUUGCAUCUUCGGAUGAUGUGAUCAAGGAGAACAACUCCAAUCCUGUGUUCAUGCGUACGGACACAAAGAGCAGCUUUCAGUGGCGAAUCCGUAACCUUCCCUAUCCUAAAGAUGUCUUCAGUGUUUUUGUGGAGCCGUCGGAGAAAUGCAUCAUCAUAAAGACCUCAAACAAAAAGUAUUAUAAGAAGUUCAGUGUACCUGACAUGGAGCGCAGCGAGCUUCCAUUCGACUGCUCUGCCCUCAGCUUCACUCACGCCAACAACACUUUGAUUGUCAGCUACAAGAAGCCCAAAGAGAUCUUAACCCUUGAGCAGGAGCUACUGAAGGAGCUGAAGAAGCUGAAGGGAACUGGAGAUGGGAACGCCGACUGCAAAACUCAGUGAAUUGUGACGAUGGAAAGAACAGGAACACAAGAAAGCAUUUCAUACGCUGCCUGUCCUGUUGUUUUGCAAAUUCUUGAGAGAGACUUGAAGGAGCUGACGUGCAGAAAGUCCCUGACACACACUCGUCAGGGAAGUGAUUUUCUACCUGUUUUUAUACAAUACUUGUUUCUGUCGACUCUAAAUAAAUAUAACAUGUAAAAACAAA
Molecule: messenger RNA, 865 nt
Organism: Platichthys flesus (European flounder)
Lineage: Eukaryota; Metazoa; Chordata; Actinopteri; Pleuronectiformes; Pleuronectidae
Gene: dpcd
Product: deleted in primary ciliary dyskinesia homolog (mouse)
Exons: 7
Coding region: 52-660 (202 amino acids)
Source: RefSeq, a predicted model, not a curated record